AUAAUAACAUUCCAUCUAAUUUAACUUAAAACUUUAAUAUAAUUUAGUUAGAGAUACGAUGAGGUAUAACAUAUUUCGUACUAUAAAUAUUCAGUUUGUGCAAAAACGAUUCUUUAAAAAAGUGCAAGUAAGAGUUAGGUUUGCACCUAGUCCUACAGGUUUAUUACAUGUGGGAAGUUUAAGAACUGCGUUAUAUAAUUAUUUAUUUGCCCGUGCUAAUAAUGGUGCAUUUAUUUUACGAAUUGAAGAUACCGAUCAUACUAGAACUGAACCUGAAGCAGCAGAAAAAAUUCAAAGUGAUUUACUAUGGUCUGGAAUUAUACCUGAUGAAGAUCCAAUAAGAGGUGGACCUGUUGGGCCUUAUGUACAAUCCAAACGACUUGAAAUAUACAAGGAACAAGUGCUUAAACUUAUAGACAAUCAAUCUGCAUAUUACUGUUUUUGUACAGAAAAUAGGUUACAGUUAUUACGGAAAGAAGCAAUAAAAUGUGGACAAGUGCCUAAAUAUGAUAAUAGAUGUAGAAAUUUAAGCAAUAAUGAAGUAAAAACAAAACUUGAUAAAGGAGAUCCUUUUUGUAUUAGAUUUAAGUUAUCUAGUGAAAUAGAAUGUUUUGAUGAUUUAAUAUAUGGUGAAAUAGAGCACGAUGUUGCACAGAGAGAAGGAGAUCCAAUUAUUAUCAAAACAGAUGGUUAUCCAACUUACCAUUUUGCAAAUGUUGUUGAUGAUCAUCUUAUGGAAAUAUCUCAUGUAUUUCGAGGAAUUGAGUGGCAAGUAUCUACACCUAAGCACAUAAUGAUGUAUAAAGCAUUUAAUUGGACUCCACCUAUAUAUGGACAUUUACCUUUAAUAUUAAAUUCUAAUGGAACAAAAUUAUCAAAAAGGCAAAAAGAUAUAAACAUUGAGUCUUUUAGAAAAGAAGGAAUCUUUCCAUUGGCAGUCUUAAAUUAUGUUAUUCAUGCUGGUGGUGGUUUUGAUAACAAAGGAGGUGCUCUUUAUAUUGACAGUUAUGAAGAAUUGAUUAAACAAUUUAAUGUCUCUAAAAUAAAAGUAAGUUCUAAUAAACUUUUACCUUCAAGGUUAUUAGAAUUUAACAAGUUAGAAAUUGCAAAAUUAUUAACAAAUGAAAAAAACAACAAAUUUUUAGUUGAAAGAAUUAGAAAAAUAAUCAUGGAAGCAUUUUCAAAUAAGUAUUUUAAUGGAAACUUACAAUUAGAUGAAUAUCACAUUAUUUCUAUAUUAAAAUGGGCACAGAGUAGAAUAUCAAAAUUAAGUGAUUUAGUGUCUCCAGAUUUAACCUUCUUGUGGUUUAUUCCAAAUAUGCCAUUAGAUAAUACUUACUUAGAACAUUUAGAUGCACUGAAAAUAAUGAGUAUGAAAUUGGUUGAAACUGAUAUUCAGAAUUUUAAUAAAACAUGGAUUAAUAGUUACUUAAGAGAAUUUGCUAAGGAACAUGGAAUUUCAUUUCCAACAUUGAUGAAAAUAUUACGUUUUAUUCUUAGUGGUUUGAAAGAUGGUCCACCAGUAGCUGAAAUGGGAAAGAUACUACAAUGUUAA
This is a messenger RNA of Eufriesea mexicana, 1555 nucleotides long. It is a transcript of the gene GluRS-m, whose product is annotated as putative glutamate--tRNA ligase, mitochondrial. The transcript is spliced from 9 exons. Gene Ontology annotation, cellular component: mitochondrion. Lineage: Eukaryota; Metazoa; Arthropoda; Insecta; Hymenoptera; Apidae. Gene Ontology annotation, biological process: glutamyl-tRNA aminoacylation. Bases 59 to 1555 code for a protein of 498 amino acids. Gene Ontology annotation, molecular function: zinc ion binding; glutamate-tRNA ligase activity; tRNA binding. The record is from RefSeq and is a predicted model, not a curated record.